Molecule: messenger RNA, 3654 nt
Organism: Bombus impatiens (common eastern bumble bee)
Lineage: Eukaryota; Metazoa; Arthropoda; Insecta; Hymenoptera; Apidae
Exons: 2
Coding region: 459-2075 (538 amino acids)
Cellular component (GO): extrinsic component of mitochondrial inner membrane
Source: RefSeq, a predicted model, not a curated record
UUGAUUUCGGAAGAAAAUUCAAUAGAAAAUCGAAGGAAGAAAUAAAAAAAAACACGCGGCUGCUUUGUAAUAAAUUCAUCUUAUUACAAACGAAGACUAAUUAAUUUAGAUGCAAGUUACCCUGGGCAUAGGGGAUAUACACGGGGGAAUGAUGCUCGAAAUACUUUAUCUGGGCAAUGGGCAUAGUGCCCGUAAGAGAGUUCUGUCUAGACGAUGCAUGCGUAUUAUAUGAGACUUCGACGAGUUAGUUUGCGUCCAUUGUGCGCCUUUCUAUUGUCAAAUCGAUCACACGUUAUUUACGUCAUAUCAUUUGAAAUAGAAUCGGAUAAUUGUUUUUCUUUUUAAUAAUAAUGGAUUCAUAUACAUCAUAAAUAUUAUUUAGUGGUUUAUUACUCUUAUAUUAUCAAGAUUUAGUGUAAUAUUACAAGUGACAGUGCACGAGUUUCGAAGAAUCUGCGAUGGGUCGCAGAAAACAUCGGAGCAAAGGAAGCAAGUUACCACCGUUGAGAUCGUCGAAAUGUAACGUCGCUUGUGAGAAAUCAACGACUUGCGAUGAAACGAAAGCGAAGGAAGAGAGAGAAAGAAGAGGAACAACAGAGAAAACUAUAACACCCGAUGUUAUGCGUUACCAGAAAGAAAGGACAGACUGUUUUCACCAAACGAAUGAUCCAAUCGGUGUACGUUCGCGAUUAAUGUAUCCUUUGGUUCAGCUGUCUUUGUUAAUCAACUCAUCGAUAUUAUCAGAGGAGAAUGAGAGCGUAGAGGACGAAUGCAUCGAAUUAAAGGUAAAGCCACGGUUCGUAUUCGUGUCUAGCCUUUGUAUGGUUUGCUCGAAGAAGUCUCAGUUAUUCUGUGAGCGUUGCCAAAUGGUGUCUUAUUGCUCGAUAAUGCAUCAAACCCAGGGACUGUCGCAGCAUCGUGAGUUGUGCGAAGCACUGACAGAGAUUCAUUCGUCCAUCGUCUUGACACUCUCUGAUGGUUCUGGCGUGCAAUUGGACGCGGACCAGUACCGUAUUUAUCGGUUAAAAUUGCUGGCGAUACUCGAGUCUGAGGUCAAAAGAUCGUUGGAUCUUUGGGAAAAAGAAAUCAUAUUAUAUCCUAGAGUUUGUCGAGUUUGUCGUCGAUUUAGCGAGAAACUGAUCUGCUGCGUGCACUGCGGAAUGGAAUUCUUUUGCGAGGAACAUGGUGACGAACAUAAAAAUUGGUGCGAAGAGUUCCGAGUUUAUCAAAGAAUUUUGCACCUCCAACACAAACACGGUUACGUUAAUCCGAAAAUUCCGAACGUGCAUCUGGAAAUGUUCGUCGCGCAGCCAGAAUUCGAUUUCGAUAAAUUAAUGCAUCGAAUUUACGGGAAUUCUUUAUAUUAUCGUCAAAUGGAUUGUUAUACGUACGCUUUAUUAUCGCAUCUGUGCACUAUCCCACUGACAGCCCUUUAUUCCAUGCAGAUUUCUUGCUCCGAAUGGCGAAAUAGAACCGAUUGGACUAUUCAUAUACUCGGCGCGGAAUUCCAAUUCGAAGGUAUACACUUAGACGUCUGGGAGAAAAUGUUUCUUCAUUUCUUACCGAACUUACAGAAGCUCCAUUUGAUACUGAUCGGACCAGAGUUACAAUUACCGAAAGACGUCCCACCUAGAUUUUUAUCCAUGGUUCAACUUUGUAAGAAAUGUAAAUCCGCUGGUCGAGCUGUUAUCGUUACGUUUAAACCGCAGAAGCUUUAUCACUGCUUGGUUCGCGACCCAUCGCAAGCUCUUGCUACUCCUGAUUUAAUUUGUCUCUACAAUCCUGGUCUCUAUCGGACGACUGGGUUUGCAGGAAAAGACACAUGGCUCGAAACGAUACGCGAGUUUUCCAAGACGUUAGCUCCAACCACCAUCACGUCUUACACUGCGCAAGAAAUGCUUUGGGAAAUAAAUCGAAUAAAUUCCGUCGCUGACGUCGAAGUUCUUUUACAACCGUGUAAAAAUCCAUUUGCGUCGGUCAAGCCAGACCGAAACUUCGUUAGCGAUAAUACUAACCCUCUUAUCUAUAAGAAUUACUACAUUACCAUUGUCAAAGGGAAAUCGAUUGUACUCUAGUCCUCUGUAUCGCACACGCGGAUAAAGUAUACACGCGCGCCUUUAUACGCUCUUAUCGUUAGAUUUACUAUGUAUCAACUGCAAAGUGUAUGCUUUUACGGCUUGAAAACUCGUCAAGUAUACACGAGUUUGAGAAAUUCCCAACUAGAUAGGAGCAGACAAUUGGCAGGACAUUAUUUUUCAUUCGGAAGUAGGUAAAAAAUGUAGAGUAAGAGAGUUUUCCGCUUUGAAGAAAAUAAAGUUGGAACUUGUAUAAUCAAGAAUUAGUCUGAUAGUACGUGCGUACUCGAUGAAUCGAAGGGCUCUUGACAAACUCGGCUCUAGCGUCUUUAUGCAUACUUAUAUGUACGUUUUUUUACCGUUUUAAUAAAUCAUCCUCACGAGACGAUUUCUCCUGUCUCCGUGUAUUUUUGUAUUCCUGAUUUCCACAUGUUCAACGUCGAUUCGCAUACUUUUUCCGAUAUCAGAAUAAUCGAACAAUAAGUUGAUGUAUCUGAGGUACCAGGACUGUGCUCUCGUUCCUCUUGCAUUUCAGGAUUUACGUUUAAUUACGUAGACGAAUUAGUCGAUUGAAAUGUGUGUCAGGGGCAUCGUAGAUUCUUUUCAGAAAGAUCGAAGGGGGAUCGGAGUGGAAUGGAGGAGGAAUCGACCAAGACGGACGAACGUUCUCGCCGAAGAUCGAGUAAAUGAAAACAUAUACGUGGCAUUGAGCGCAAAAGCGAGCUAAGCUACUUCUUCUCUAAAUGCGAGUUUACAACGUUGUUUUAUUCGCUUCUGUUCUCAAUGUUUCGUAUCGUCGUACAUCGGAAACGGUUUUCCGUUCGAUUUUUUUUCCUUUGGUCAACUGUAAGUGAACCGCAUAUUUUUCAAAAACGAGUACAAUUAUAGUUAUGGUUACGAUUAUCAGCUAAUUUGCGUAUAUAUCACAGAUGAAACUGCAUUAAUUAAAUAACUUAGGUUCUCUGACACGCGCUUACAAGGGCGUUAAGGCCCGUUUCAGACGCGUUCGUUAGUUUGGUAGAACGAUUUUGUCGAGAAGAUCCGUUUUAUUAGAUUUUAUUGCCAUAAUACUAUGGAUACGUUUGAAAUACACGUACGUUCGAAACGGAUCUUUCUACAUCCAUUAGAAGAUCGACCAAAUCGUUUCACUAAAUUACUCGACUACACUUUCGUCCACACACGGUAAGUUACUAAAAUUACUCGCCACUCGACUAAACCAUUGAAACGUCUUACUAAACUACUCGACUAAAUUAUUAGUCGCGUCUGAACGAGCCUUUACAUUACGCACGCAUACAUGUACGCAAGUAUAUAAAUAUACUAUAGUAAGUUGAGCCAGACAUUGAAAUACAAUAUGAAUCGUGAAAAUUAUAUACAAAGGACAAUUCGUAUUGUUGAUCACUGUAUUCUAGAUCAAACGUACCAGUAGUUAUUUGCGAAUAUAUUUGCCGCUUAUGCGUAUGUGUACAUUACCGCUCAUAAGCGUUCGAAACAACGCUUUAGUUGAUUUACAGUUUAUAAAAAUCCUUCUUAUCUCAUCUGUGUUUCAGAGACGGUAAAACCAAUUUUAUCGUGUUGUAAA